AUGUCAAACCUUCAGUGCAGUGUAAUCAAGCUAUUUCCUGUUGAAUUAUGGCGAGAAGUUUUUGGGUAUUUCAAUUCGAAUGAGUUAUGGUUCUCGUUUCGUGGUUUAAAUAAUAGAAUUGAUGAAAUUCUUAGUCAAACAGCGUUACAUAUAAAUUUUGAAAAAAAAGGCAAUCAUAGCUGCUUUUUUUUUAUGAAAAAUAUUUUACCUACGAUGAAUGUUAGUAAUAUUCAAUCCGUAAAAUUAGGAAAUUACGAUGUAAUAAAAGAUUUCUUUUCUAUCUAUUCUCUUGGUUCAUUAGUUCAACUUCGGUUGUUAUCAUUACCUUAUAUGUAUUCUUUCAAUGAUAAUUCAUUUGCAUUUUGGAAUCAGCUUGCAUCAUUAAAACAUUUAAAAUCAUUAGAACUUAUGUUAUGUGGCGGUUUUGGACAUGAUAAUUGCAUUGAUGAGAAGGAAUUUAUUAUUUUGUCAGUCUUUAACAAAGAUUUUUGUCCGUUACUUAAACGUUUUACCAUCGGAACUCCUGGAAGAAUGAGAUACACCAGUAUACCUUCUUUGAUUACAACAACUAACACAACUAAUAUCGAAUACAUGUCACUUGGUUCGUUAACUUUUAAUGAUUUGAUUAAAUUACUUCCUGCUUUACAAAACGUUAAAUCAUUUUGUAUAGAUUACCAAUUAUAUCAUAACAAUGAGUCUAAUGAACAACAACAGAAAAUGACAACUACAAUAUCAUUGAUGCCGAAGUGUACGCGAUUACAUCUCAAACUAUCAGAUGAUAUAAUGUUUGAACAUGUUGAAUAUAUACUGAAACAUACACCAAAUCUAACGGUUUUAUUUUUAUGGGGUUGGUGGCAUUUAUUAGAUGCAAAGAAAUGGGAAGCGUUAUUGUCAACAUAUUGUCCAAAAUUAUUAAAACUUGAUUUAAUAUGUACUGCUAAUGUUUAUGAUGAUGAUUUUGGUGAUGCAGAAGAUAAUUUUGAACAAGAUUGUGCGACGAUACGAUUUUGGAUUGAACGAAAUGUUAGAAUUAUCUAUGAAGAAGACUUUUCUGCACAUGAUUAUCGUGAUGACAUUGUAGUUAGAUUUAAUAUUCAAAAAAUGGAUCAUUAG
Molecule: messenger RNA, 1113 nt
Organism: Adineta steineri
Lineage: Eukaryota; Metazoa; Rotifera; Eurotatoria; Adinetida; Adinetidae
Source: the annotation of a GenBank genome assembly